Messenger RNA from Necator americanus (New World hookworm), 300 nucleotides. RefSeq lists its product as uncharacterized. NCBI's taxonomy places the organism in Eukaryota, Metazoa, Nematoda, Chromadorea, Rhabditida, Ancylostomatidae. The coding region runs from base 1 to 300 and encodes 99 amino acids. The record is from RefSeq and is a predicted model, not a curated record. The transcript has 2 exons.
AUGGAGGUUGUAGUGGAUGAUGAAGUGGGGAGCGCAGAUGGUAGUGAUGUAGGUGUAGAGGUGAACCUAAAGAGUUCAACGGAUAUACAGGACGGGAACAGAAACCUUCUCCAAAGCAUUGAAAUGAAAAUGGCACCGAUACGAGAAAAUGUGAUCAAAAUGAUGAGAACGCCAACGGAAAGCGCUCGGGUGCGUGUAAAGAGGGUCCCGGCGGAAUUUCCAGCAUGCCCCGGUCAUGCCUCGUCAAGGCAAUUAGCGAUGGUGCGUGUCCUAAAGAGAUUCACUUUCGUUGGCACCUAA